This is a messenger RNA of Nicotiana tabacum (common tobacco), 2217 nucleotides long. RefSeq names its product ACT domain-containing protein ACR8. The record is from RefSeq and is a predicted model, not a curated record. NCBI's taxonomy places the organism in Eukaryota, Viridiplantae, Streptophyta, Magnoliopsida, Solanales, Solanaceae.
AAGCGUGCUUUGCGGAAUUUGCGAGUGAGUAGAGAGAGAAAGUAAAUACCCACCAAAUUAAACCAGAAACGCUUCUUUUUAGAGAGAGAAAGUGGAUUUUGUAGAGAGACAAAGAUCAUAGAAAUACAAGGUAACACCACAAAUUCAAAUACACUGAGAAGAAAGAGAGAACGAAGAAGAAGAAGAAAAAGACUUGUUCAGAGUUGAGUAGUCGUGGUCUAAACGGGAUUUUUGGAGUUGUUUUUGGGUCCGUUGUGGUUCAGAUUUAUCAGAGAUUUAUAUCAAAACGGGGUUUUAUAAACUGAACCCCGUCUUCAACUCUAUCACUGUGAUUUUGUAAUAGUUUUUCUCAGUUUGAGGAAAUUAAUUGAAGAAAAGGAGAAAUAUGGAGUGGCCUGCUUAUUUAGAUGAAUAUGAAAAGCUUGUUUUCCGUAUGACUACUCCAAGGGUCAUGAUCGACAAUGCUGGUUGUUCAAAUUCUACUCGCGUUAUGAUUGAUAGUGCGAGAAAACAUGGAAUACUUCUGGAAGCGGUACAAGUUCUUACGGAUCUGAACCUUUCAAUAAAAAAAGCUUACAUCUCGUCAGACGGUCGGUGGUUUAUGGACGUGUUUCACGUUACUGAUUUGGAUGGAAACAAAUUAACGGACGAGAGUGUCAUCAGUUACAUUGAACAGUCAUUAGGGACUAUUCAUUUUGCAAGUGCAAAGUGCUUUGAUGGUUUGACAGCACUGGAAUUAACUGGGACGGAUCGAAUCGGCCUAUUAUCGGAGGUUUUUGCAGUACUCUCAGAAUUACAGUGCAAUAUAGUUGAAGCUAAUGUGUGGACUCACAAUGGUCGAAUUGCAUCCCUAAUUUAUGUAAAGGAAGGGGAUUCAGGGUCCCCGAUUGAGGACUCUCAGAAGAUAGACACGAUUGAAGCUCGUUUAAGGAAUGUGCUCAAGGGAGAUAAUGACAUUCGUAGUGCUAAAACAUCAGUGUCUAUGGCUGUCACUCAUACUGAAAGGAGGCUUCACCAGAUGAUGUUUGCAGAUCGCGACUAUGAAAGGAAGCCGGUUAUUAGGACUAACGAUAACCCUAUUGUAUCAGUAUUGAAUUGCUUGGAAAAGGGUUAUUCCGUGAUAAAUGUUCAGUGCAAGGAUCGACCUAAUCUUCUGUUUGAUGUGGUUUGCACCUUGACAGACAUGCAAUAUGUUGUGUUCCAUGCCACAGUUAAUACAGCAGGGGACAGAGCAUACUUGGAAUUCUUCAUUAGGCAUACAGAUGGAAGUCCGAUUAGUUCAGAAGCAGAAAAGCAACGCGUGAUUUUAUGUCUACGAGCUGCAAUAGAGCGAAGAGCAUCUGAGGGAGUGAGGCUAGAGUUAUGCACCGGAGAUAAGCAAGGUCUAUUGGCUGAAGUAACGCGAACUUUCCGAGAAAAUGGUUUAAAUGUGACAAGGGCAGAGAUAUCCACAACAAGUGAUAAUACAGCUCUAAAUGUGUUCUAUGUAACAGAUGCUAAUGGAAAUCCAGCAGAUCCAAAGAUCAUUGAUUCUGUUAGGCAGAAAAUUGGAUUGAGUGACUUGAAAGUGAAGGAAUUGCCAUUGAUCUAUCAUCAAAAGGCAGAUGAGAGGGAAGAGCCCACAGUAGGGGCAGGUGGGACAAUGUUGCUUUCACUUGGUAGCAUUGUAAGGAAGAAUCUAUACAAUUUGGGAUUGAUCAAGUCAUAUUCUUGAAGGUCAGCACAAAAUUAUUACCAAUUAGAUUUGUCCCAAUCUUUGGUGUUGGGCAUGUGUACAUAGCUUAAAGAUUACUGAAAAUGAAAGGGGAUUUGGUAAUAGUAGUUGUUAUAGUUGAGCUUGGUUGGCUGAAAGGAUAGACACAUACAAGAAGUUGAUGUUAUUUUGGGGGUCCAGGUUAGAAUUUUAAACAGAGAAAAAUGGGAAAGAGAAGAAAGGAUGUUAGUUGGUUGGCUUGUGGUUAUAAAAUUUGUUUGGUGGAAGAUUAGAGGCAAAGGCAGGCUGGCAAGCAAUGAUACAAAAGAAGAUGAUAGGGUUGUAGACAGAGAAAUUUGGUUUUAGAAUAGUACACAUUUGUACAUAGUCGUUAUUAUUAUAAUGUUAGCUUCUAAUGUUUGACUUAGUUGUUUAUACUUACGAUGCCCUUUUUCUUGGUGUUGUCCAUUUGGGACUGCAAACAAGAAUCUAGUCUUUGUAAAUAUUAUAGAUUAUUUGGUUUU